AAGAAGAUAAAGUAAAAGAAGUUGUUGAUAAAAGAAAGGCAAAAGAGAUUGUUGAAGAAGAUAAGAUGAAAGAGGUUGUUGAUAAAGGAAAGUUGAAAGAGGUUGUCAAUAAAAGAAAGGUGAAAGAAAUUGUUUAUGAAAAAG
Molecule: messenger RNA, 144 nt
Organism: Dentiscutata heterogama
Lineage: Eukaryota; Fungi; Glomeromycota; Glomeromycetes; Diversisporales; Gigasporaceae
Source: the annotation of a GenBank genome assembly